AUAAUGCAGGCUCACAUUGUGUACAUGGGUUCACUUCCAAAGGGGCAGUACUCACCAUUGUCUCACCACCGUAGUAUGCUACGGCAAACCGUUCAGCUGGACAGUUCUGUAGAAACAUCAUACAUCAGAAGUUACACUAGGAGUUUCAAUGGAUUUGUCGCAAAGCUCACGGAUAUCGAAAAGCAAAGGCUUUCUAAUAUGGAAGGUGUCAUCUCCGUUUUUCCAAGCAAAACUCUUCAACUUCAAACAACAAGAUCAUGGGAGUUCAUAGGUUUACAAGAAAAUGCCACACGGAAUGCCCAAGCUGAGAGUAAUAUCAUAAUCGGACUUCUAGAUACUGGAAUUUGGCCUGAAUUAGAAAGCUUUAAUGAUAAAGGUUUUGGUCCUCCUCCCAGAAAGUGGAAGGGUUCUUGUGAAGGCGGCCAAAAUUUCACAUGCAACAACAAGAUAAUUGGAGCUCGAUUUUACGGUGCCUCACGGCCGCAAUCGUCUCAGUCUGCAAGGGACAAUCAUGGUCAUGGAUCUCACACUGCCUCUACCGCAGCAGGGAACAUAGUAAAUAAUGUUGGCUUUUUUGGACUGGCACAAGGUAACGCAAAAGGAGGGGUUCCCAGUGCGAGGAUUGCAGCAUAUAAAAUCUGCCAACCGGACGGGUGUUCUGAUGAAGAUAUCUUGGCCGGUUUUGAUGAUGCAAUUGCUGAUGGAGUUGACAUCAUUUCAGUUUCACUAGGAGCAGGAGGACAAGCUGAAGCUUCUGAUUUCUUUAAUAAUUCCAUUGCAAUUGGUUCUUUUCAUGCAAUGCAGAAGGGGAUAUUAACUUCUCAGGCUGCAGGCAAUAGUGGUCCUUCCUAUGGAUCAACCACAAGUGUAGCACCGUGGUUGAUUUCUGUAGCAGCAAGUACCACAGACCGUCUGUUCGUAGACAAGGUUGUCCUUGGUGAUGGAAGAACACUAGUUGUAUGUAUCAACACUCCUAAAUCUUCUUGGAACUGCAAACCAGGGUGUCUAGACAAGACAAAGGUGAAGGGAUCGUAUGUGCUUUGUAAUUCGAAUGUUGGAGAAUCUGAGGCUUACAAUGCUGGUGCACUAGGGGUGGUUAUGAGAAAUGAACCAUAUCAAGAUGUUGCUGAUAUUGUUACAUUACCUGCAUUGCUAUUAAACGCUACAGAGCACGAUUUAGUCUUGUCCUACGUGAAUUCCACAAAAUUCCCUAAAGCAAGCAUUUUGAAAAGUGAAACUAUAAAUGAUGCGGAAGCUCCUACCAUUGCUUCAUUCUCUUCACGAGGACCAAAUUCUAUUACACCAGAUAUUAUAAAGCCUGAUUUAAGUGCCCCAGGGGUGGAUAUCUUAGCUGCAUACUCCCCACUCGCUACACCCUCGUUUAGUAGUAGUGAUCCAAGGCAUGUUCACUACACUAUUAUGUCUGGAACCUCUAUGGCUUGCCCCCAUGUUUCUGGUGCAGCUGCCUAUGUCAAGGCAUUUCACCCUGAUUGGUCUCCUUCAGCCAUCAAAUCUGCUCUUAUGACUACUGCUUACCCCAUGAGUGAUGCCAAAAGUCCGGGUCGUGAAUUUGCCUACGGAUCUGGGCUUGUAUUUCCAGUGGAAGCUGCUCGUCCAGGACUUGUUUAUGAAGCUCUAGAAGAAGACUACAUAAUAAUGCUUUGUAGCAUUGGCUAUGAUGCAAAGAAACUUCAAAUCUUAUUAGGAGAUACUAACACUGCUUGUCCUACAGUCACUGCAUCACCAAAGGAUUUGAAUUACCCUUCAAUGGCAGCUGAGGUCAUUCCAGAAAGGCCUAUAAAUAUUAUGUUCAACAGAACAGUUACAAAUGUUGGCUCCAAGAAUUCCAUUUACAAGGCAAAAAUAGUCACAAAUUCAAAACUUAAUAUACAAGUGGAGCCCGAAGUACUCACAUUCAAGGCCGUACCUGAGAAGAAAUCUUUUAUUGUAUCUGUCAGUGGUAGAGUGCCAGUUAACUCAAGGCUAUCCGCAUCACUGGUGUGGUCUGAUGGCAUUUACAGUGUGAGAAGUCCAAUUGUUUUGCACGCCCAAAAAGUUAGAGCCUAAUUGGAAUAGAAUCAUUAUAAGCUUGCCAUAACAAACUCCGACUUCUACAAAUAGGUCAUUCUUCCUUCCAAUAAAAUUUUAAUGUAAAACUCAA
Molecule: messenger RNA, 2161 nt
Organism: Quercus robur (English oak)
Lineage: Eukaryota; Viridiplantae; Streptophyta; Magnoliopsida; Fagales; Fagaceae
Product: subtilisin-like protease SBT4.3
Exons: 8
Coding region: 4-2067 (687 amino acids)
Biological process (GO): proteolysis
Molecular function (GO): serine-type endopeptidase activity
Source: RefSeq, a predicted model, not a curated record